AUGAACAAGGAGAUUAAACGUUGGGUUUCUACUUCUUACCUAAACCUCAAUUAUCAGAAUCAUGCUUAUUGUCAUGAAGCUUUGAUGAAGAUAAAACAAGAGAAGAGAGAUAGUGAAGCGAUUCUAAAUUUGCCGAUCGAUCUCCGAGCUCUCGCUAAAUCGCCGGGAAUUUUUACUGAAAUUGAGCGAGUCAUGUCUUCGGAUCCUGAAAAAAUGAUGGCUAAAGCCGACAAAAUGACAAAACUCACGCUUACUAGAUGGAGUGCUGAUUGGAGAGGUGCUACUGAGUUGUAUGAGCAAGCAGCAAAUGGGUUUAGGGCAUCAAGCAAAUAUGAGAAAGCUAAAGUGGCUCUUGAGAAAGCUUCAAAAGGACAAGAGAUGCAAGCUUCUCCCUGGGAUGCUGCGAAGCAUAUGGAGUCUGCUGCUGCACUAGCACAGAAGCUAAGUAUCUGGAAUGAAGUUGCUGAUUUUUAUAAAAAGGCGUCUGAGCUGUAUGUUGAGUGUGGGAGGGCACAACCUGCAUCAGAUGCUCUUGGAAAGGCUGCCCGUGCCUUGGAAGAUGUCAAACCUGAAGAUGCCAUCCAACUAUACACUGAUGCUUGUGAAAUUCUUGAAGAGGACGGGAGGGACCAAAUGGCAUUUGAUCUGUACCGUGCUUGUGCUAAUGUUUACAUAAAGCUCGAGAAGUUCACAGAUGCUGCAACCUUUUUCUUAAGAUUAGGUGUAGCAGCUGACAAGUGCGAUGCCACGAAUAGCCAGUGUAAGGCAUAUCUUAGUGCAAUCAUUAUAUAUCUGUAUGCUCAUGACCUGAAGCAAGCAGAAAAAUGCUACAACGACUGUUCUCAGAUUGAUGCUUUUCUGAAGAGUGAUCAGAACCGAAGCGCUAGUAGACUGCUCACAGCGUAUAAUGAAGGUGACAUUGAAGAAAUCAAGAAGGUGGCAAGUUCAGGCACUGUGUCGAAUUUGGAUCACUCGAUCAUCAAGUUGGCUAGAAAGCUUCCUACUGGAGAUGUUACUGCGGUUCAGAUGAACACUAAUGACGAUCUCGACGAGGAUGAUCUCACUUAA
This is a messenger RNA of Microthlaspi erraticum, 1068 nucleotides long. The record is from the annotation of a GenBank genome assembly. Lineage: Eukaryota; Viridiplantae; Streptophyta; Magnoliopsida; Brassicales; Brassicaceae.